Messenger RNA from Hyaloperonospora brassicae, 2160 nucleotides. Lineage: Eukaryota; Oomycota; Peronosporomycetes; Peronosporales; Peronosporaceae. The record is from the annotation of a GenBank genome assembly.
AUGCGCGGAAGAGUCGCGGCCCCGUCGCGCCGCGUCCUCUCACGCGCGACGCGCGUACGGCGCGCCACCCCCACCGCACGUAACUGCAGCAGCACGAGCAGCAGCGACCGCCUCCCGCGGCUCACGGACCUCGUGCUCAUCCGCCACGGCGAGAGCGAGGGCAACAUCGCUCGCCAGCGGUCAUUGGCCGGCGACCACAGUCUCUUCGCCGGCGAGUUCAAGCACCGGCAUAGCUCGAACUGGCGCCUGACGGAUAGAGGACGACGACAGGCAGCAGCGGCCGGUGAUUGGCUGCGCCGCAACGACUUGGCGCGCUUUGACCGCUACCUCGUGUCGGAGUACCUGCGCGCGAUGGAGACUGCUGGCCGCAUGGGGCUCGUGGACGCUCGCUGGUACGCCGAGAUGCUCAUUCGGGAGCGCGACUGGGGCGCUAUGGACCUCAUGAGUGAGCAGGAGCGCUUCAUCAACAUGCAGGACGAGCUCAAGCGGCGCGAACUCAAUCGGUUCUACUAUGCGCCGCCGGGCGGCGAGUCUUUGGCGGCCGUAGCGCAACGUGCCGACCGGUUGCUGGGCAUUCUGAACCACGAGUGCCGCGACAAGCGCGCGAUUGUUGUUGCCCAUGGAGAAGUGAUCUGGGCCAUGCGGACGCGGCUCGAGAGGAUGUCGCAGGAUACGUUCAUGGAGCUCCAAGAGUCGGGCCGCAUGGUGGACCAGAUCCACAACGGCCAUGUGCUGCACUAUACGCGGAAAGACCCGCUGACUGGUACCAUGGCGCCGUACUUCACGCACGUGCGGUCUGUGUGCCCGUGGAAUGAGAAGCUCAGUCCGAAAGGAUGGAUGAAGAUUGACCGACCCGUGUACGACAAUGAGCUGCUGCUGGCAACUGCAGAACGCGUGCCUCGGAUGAUCAUUUCGGAGGAGUACCUGGAGCAGACGUACAAUGGCGCCAAGUCGCUGUCGAAGGGCGACGGCAUCGCGGACGGUGUGGCUCCUUCGACGAGCUUGAUUAGGGCUUCACCAUCCGCUGCGGAAGCGACAGACAGAUCUGCGAAGCCCCCAGCGAAAAAGGACGAACGACAGAUACCGCUCUUGAUUCCAGGAAAGCCUAUGCUGAAUUUGAAAAACGUGGUGGUGGUGAAGAAGAUGUCGCGGUUUCAGCAUGAAGCAGAGUUGUACGGCAACACUGGGGAAGCAUUGAGGAAGCAAAUGUCGAUGCGAGGAUUUAUUCACGACCGCUUGAAAGCAAGCCACGAGCAUCAUGUCGAGGCCGUCGAUGAAAUCACCAACAGUUUCAAGGAGCGCGACAUUCAGGUGAACGUCGUAUCUGCUAAUCAGCUCACGCACGAGGCAGUAGAAGGGACGGACAUGAUAUUUUCCGCUGGCGGUGAUGGGACGUUUCUGAAGACAGCGAGCUUCGUGAACACUCCAAUUCCUGUCGCAGGUUUGAACACGGACCCGAAACGAAGCGAGGGUAAUUUAUGCUGCUACAAGAUUGACAACGUCACCCAUCGAUUCAGCACAGCGCUGGACCGCUUGCUGGAGGGAGAUUUCAAAUGGCGGUUGCGCCAGCGGAUUCGUGUGGGAAUGGUGAACCAAGACGGGUUCUGGUACGAGCUGCCUCGCUACGCGCUGAACGAAGUGUUUAUCGCAGAAGGUGACGCAUCGCGGCCAUCGCACUAUAACAUUGGCAUCGACCAACACCAGCGCGAGUCGCAUCGCAGUAGUGGCAUUCUCAUGUGUACGGGCACAGGUUCGAGCGCGUGGUACUCGAGCGCGUGCCAAGUCUAUCGAGAGCAGGUCGCAAAUGUUCUCAGCGCGAUGAACCACACACACACCAACGAGACUGUAACGGAGCUGACAGAGUCAAUAAACAAGCAGAACGUUUUCUCUGAAGAUUCACGGGACAUGGGCUACGUCGUGCGCGAGCCGAUCAUUAAUGCCACGUUUGGUGAUAUCCGAUUCAGGCGCGGUAAAGCCCGCCGGGUAUCGAUGCGAUCACUCGGAUGGGAUAUGAGAGUCAACAUCGAUGGCAUCUACUCGGUGCCGUUAGACUACGGCGUUCAGGCGGUGAUGAAGAUCGACGAUGGACCGAAAUACGUGCUGCGCACUGUGGAUUUCUCCCCGUUGCCAGGCUCGGCGCCGAAGGGAAAAAUCUAUUAG